GUUGAGAUUAUAAUUACACCAGAAUUAUCAUGUUAGUAGUGCCAUACUAUUGUAUUAUUACUUAUAGAAUCAAUCAUAAAUCCCAUGUUAUUGCAGAAUUGACAACUCUCUACAGUAAUUUCUCUGAACUGAUCUGGGGAAAAUGAAUGGUUGAGAAUCAGGACACCCUUUCUCCAGAAUGCAUGGCCAACUCACACAAGUUGCAAGAGACGGAACAUUUAACGAAGGAACUAUCAGUUCUGUUCGGUGAACGUUUCCUCUGACGGACCAGAAAAUGAUAUAUUUGUAAACAGAAUCAGUGAAGCCUCACAUUGUGCCCUUUUGAUGGCAUCAUCAUCAUGCAAUGUGGAGGAGGAGCGUUCUUCUUUGUUACACACAUCCUCAUGUGGAUUCAUGUGAGAGCUGACUCACACACACAGAGAGAGAGAGAGCCAUCAGCCUGUGUAAGAAAAGCAGUGCCAGCCCAAAACUGUGUCAUAAGAAUUUCUGGCAAAGGCCAGAGCUAUCAUAAACUCAAUAAGAGUGUCCGCCUCUAGCUAGUUGAUUAACAGAGCUGUGUUAACGAGGAAUUGUUUUCCUGGAAGAAGCCUCCUACCCUCGAGGAACACGGCUUCCCUCUGGGGCUCAGACUGCAGAUGCUUCAGCUGCGAGGUCCAGAGCCGCUUGGAUCGUCCCCUGCCCAGAGAACCACCCAGCCCCAUAGAGAACCACCACCCCGCCUGCCCUAACAGCCUCCACACGGGGCCAAGCCGAGGAGCACCAUGGAGGAGGUAGAGGACAUUAGCCCUGCCCUGGAGGCCACCGAGGACUUCCUACACUGCCUGGACGGAGGUGGAGGCCAGGGAGGGGAGGGGGUCCGGCAGCCCAGGCAGCACCACCCCAAGCUGCAGGAGAUGUCUGUAGCCCUGGGGAAGCUGAGCUCUAGCGGGGUGUGGGGCCUGCUGGCUGGGGAGCAGGGGACCGAGGUGUCCCCGCGUAACGUGGCCUGGGCUGACCAGCCCUCGGCCUUCAGCGUGCUGGCUCUGAGGCAGGGGAAAAGGAGCCGUGCUCGUUCCACUAAUGACCUGGCCGCCCACACCAAGGACACCAACAACACCUCCUCUAACGCCGCCUUUAACAAAGGCCACAACCGCUCGCGGUCUGAUGUUAAUUACCGGCCGUCCUACAUGGACAACGCUAACGGCCUGCCUGCUGUGGACAAGGAUACGCUGAAGAACAUGGCUCUCAACGACCAUAGAGAAGAAGGCCGUACGGACAGCAGCGGUAGUGUGGUGAAACAGGGUACCCUGGAGCAUCGUGAGGGUCAGAAGGGUCGUUGGAGCGUCUGUCACGUAGAGCUUACCCCAUGUGAGCUGCGCGUCUACAGCCUGGACAGCAGCGGUAACCGGCAGCUCUGCACCGCCUACCCCCUGUCCCACUGCCAGGGGGUCAGCCAGUCCCAGCCGCCCCAGGACGGGCGAGUCCUCCAGGCCCUCUUCUUCAACAGCUCCACCCGCCUGCAGUUACGUGCCGCCUGCCAGUGGGAGGUGCUAGACUGGAGGAGGCUGAUCUGGGAGAGAGUACUGGCUGCCCAGCCCGCCCACAAAAAUGCAGAGUGUCUUCCAGCCUUCUCCCCGUCAUCUUCCGUUACCUCUGGAGGUCGCGACACCAGACCAGAUCCCUGUGGUCCUGCUGAGGCUGCCCUGGCCCCUGGUUGCUCCCAUCUCCUCCCGGCCCGGCCCACGGCCCUGCCCCUGUUCACCCAGUGCUGUACGGAUGUCCUCAAGGCUGGUCUCCUCCACCAGCUGACUGACCAGAACAACUGGAGGGCCUUCACCUUCGUACUGAGUCGCUCCACGCUGCAGGCCUUUCCCACCGAGGGCCGGGGGCCCGUGUCUGAGCCCGUCCUCCACUACCCGCUGGCCUCCUGCCUGGCUGUGCAGAGGGACGAGGCCGAGGGGGUGAGCGCUGGCUGCUUCCAAGGCGUCUUCCCCAGCGAGGUGCUCCGUCUGCGGGCUGAGAGCAAACUCAAGGCCCAGGACUGGGUGGAGGCCCUGCAGAUGGCCGUGGCACCCCAGAGGCCCCAGGGUGAGGAGGGACAGGGUUCCGGCCAGGCCCAGCCGGGUGCAGUGUCGACGGGGAUUCUGCUGAGGAGCAAGCCCUCCAGGGAGAGGAGGCAGAGGGACACCCAGAGGGCCAAGAGACAGUCAGUCACCACCAGCUUCCUCAGUAUCCUCACCUGCCUGGCUGUGGAGAAGGGCCUGACCACCCAGAGCUUCCGGUGUGCAGGGUGUCAGAAGCCAGUAGGGUUGUCGCGGGGCAAGGCCAAGGUGUGUUGCUUCAGUGGCUGGUACUACUGCCAGAGCUGUCACCAAGACAACCUGUUCCUCAUCCCUGCCCGCCUGCUGCACAACUGGGACACCAACAGACACAAGGUGUCCAAGCAGGCCAAGGAGUUCCUGGAGUUUGUUUAUGAGGAGCCCCUGCUGGAUGUGCAGCAGUUGAACCUGUGUCUGUAUGAACACUGUGGGGGCCUGGCUGCAGUCCUACGCCUGAGACAGCAGCUCCAGUCCCUCAGAGCAUACCUGUUCAGCUGCCGCGCCGUGGCCGAGGACCUCCGGAGAAGGAUCUUCCCCAGAGAUUACCUACUGCAACAUAUCCACCUGUACUCACUGGCUGACCUGCAACAGGUGAUAGAUGGGACGCUGGCCCCCUUCCUCUCCAAAGUGAUUCAGUUUGCCAGUUCCCACGUCUACAGCUGCAGACAGUGCAGAGAGAAGGGCUUCAUCUGUGAGAUGUGUCAGAACAGACAGGUCAUCUACCCCUUCCAGGAGAGUGCUAAUAAGAGGACCUGAGCCCUAGGACCAUGCCUCAGGACUACCUGGCAUGGUGACUCCUUGCUGUCCCCAGUCCACCUGGCUGUGCUGCUGCUCCAGUUUCAACUGUUCUGCCUGUGAUUAUUAUUAUUUGACCAUGCUGGUCAUUUAUGAACAUUUGAACAUCUUGGCCAUGUUCUGUUAUAAUCUCCACCCGGCACAGCCAGAAGAGGACUGGCCACCCCACAUAGCCUGGUUCCUCUCUAGGUUUCUUGCUAGGUUUUCUAUUGAGUUUUUCCUAGCCACCGUGCUUCUACACCUGUAUUGCUUGCUGUUUGGGGUUUUAGGCUGGGUUUCUGUACAGCACUUUGAGAUAUCAGCUGAUGUACGAAGGGCUAUAUAAAUACAUUUGAUUUGAUUUGACCUACCUAUCUACCUACCUUACUUCCUAACUUCCUACCUACCCACCAACCUCUCCCUCCCUCCUUACCUCCCAACCUCCCUCCCUACCAACCUGUCUCCCUACCUACCUGCCUACCUCCCUCCCUCCCUACCAACCUCCCUCACUCCCUACCUACCUCCCUCCCUACCAACCUGUAUCUCCACCUACCAACCAAUCUCCCUCUCUACCAACCUACCUACCUAUCAACUUCUCUCCCUACCUACCUACCUACCAACCAACCAACCAACCAACCAACCUACCUACCUACCUACCUACCUACCUACCUACCUACCUACCUACCUACCUACCUACCUACCUACCUACCUACCUACCUACCUACCUACCUACCUACCUACCUACCUACCUACCUCCCUCCCUCCCUCCCUCCCUCCCUCCCUCCCUCCCUCCCUCCCUCCCUCCCUACCAACCUACCUACCUAUCAACUUCUCUCCCUACCUACCUACCAACCAACCAACCAACCUACCUACCUACCUACCUACCUACCUACCUACCUACCUACCUACCUACCUACCUACCUACCUAUCAAUUUCUCUCCCUACCUACCUACCAACCUACCUAACUACCCAACCUACCUACCAACCUCUCUCCCUCCCUACCAACCUACCUACCAACCUCUCUACCUCCCUACCUAUGUUUUUUUCUGCAGGUGUGUGUUGAUGAUUCAGGCUGCAGGAAUGGGUCCCUUGCACAGGAGGCUGCUGAGGGGAGAACAGCUCAUAAUAACGCCUGGAAACCAUGUGUUUUGAUGUAUUUGAUGCCAUAAUCCCUAUUUUUUAUACCAAUGAUACCAUAAUCCAUUACAUGUGAACUAUUACAAAAAAAACAGUAACUGUAAUCCGUUAUGACCUCUAGGGUAAACACUCACGGAUUACAUGUAAUCCAUUAAAUUUAAGGGAUUACAAAAAAUUGUAACUGUAAUCCAUUAUGUUACCAGCAAAAAUAUUGUAAUUGAAUUACAGAUACUUGUGAAAAACCAAAUGAUUACUUCGAGGAUUACUUUUAAAUUCAGAAAGGAUGUUUGUGAUUUUUUUUCUCUCAAUGACAUUCAAAUCGGCAUUGAAAAAAGGCCCAAGUUUCAGUUUGUUCCACCUGAGAGAGUCAGACCACAAGUCAGAGACCAGGAGGAUACAGUAGGAUACAGUCCAAGCUAAGUCUUCCAAUGGUGCGAAUGCUGUCGGCAUCCAAAGAUUAUAUAACUUGAAUAAACGCUUGGAGGUAAGGAUGACAGCAGUGGUGUAGUCUACUGCAUACAGAUAUCACUUAUUAUUGAUAUCUACAUAGCACAUUGAUGUGAAUCACACUGCUGCUCUCUCAUUUAGCUAUUUGCGCCGUACGGAUUGUGGUUGUUGUGGAUGGCUGUUCACAAAUCUAAAUGUGGAUUUGAACCCAAUAAUGGUUGAUUUCAACAAGUUUAAGCUGCCUAUCAAUCAUUGUUUUUGAAACCAGUGGACAGCCUGUGAUAAAUGCGGUCUUGCUGCAGUGUGGAUCCAAGCCUAUGGAAUACAAGUGCGGCUUUUAUUUUGGCAUUAAUACAUGCCACAUAUCAGUUUGCAAACAAUGUAUAUAUAUAAUUGAGUUAAUAAAGCCGCAUACAACAUGGUC
Molecule: messenger RNA, 4860 nt
Organism: Oncorhynchus keta (chum salmon)
Lineage: Eukaryota; Metazoa; Chordata; Actinopteri; Salmoniformes; Salmonidae
Product: pleckstrin homology domain-containing family M member 3-like
Exons: 9
Coding region: 762-2834 (690 amino acids)
Source: RefSeq, a predicted model, not a curated record